Messenger RNA from Chlamydomonas reinhardtii, 3306 nucleotides. RefSeq lists its product as uncharacterized. Gene Ontology annotation, biological process: COP9 signalosome assembly; protein deneddylation. The record is from RefSeq and is a predicted model, not a curated record. The coding region runs from base 226 to 2574 and encodes 782 amino acids. Lineage: Eukaryota; Viridiplantae; Chlorophyta; Chlorophyceae; Chlamydomonadales; Chlamydomonadaceae. The transcript is spliced from 2 exons. Gene Ontology annotation, cellular component: COP9 signalosome.
GCUGACAGGUCGUCCCCAUCCGCCCGGCUCGCCUGACUACGACACCGGUGACAGUGCUAAUUGACCAGUAGCCCAACGUAUCGUAUGCAUCUUGUGGCGUAUUUACCGUAGAUAUCCGCAAGGACGCAAUAUUACUCCUUGUGCCGCGUGCUUACUUUCGUGACUCACGCCAUUGACACUUAGAAGGUUGCAGCGUUUUCCAGGAAACCACCCACUUGGUGGAGUAUGGGUGACCUCCAGAAUGACUGGGAUGGCCUUAGGCACCUCGCGGACGUCCUGCGACAGCUCGAUGUGCAUGCCCAAAGGCAUUUUGUCGCUGCUCUUUCCAGCUGCUCACAGCUCGGCGACACCCGGCUGACGUGCCAUGCGCUGCGCGAUAUUGUGGACCAUAACCUCGAGAACGCUCGCUUCCGGGUGCCGCGCCGCAAUUUUGCGGCGGGAUUGCGCCAUGAGCAGCAGUCCCUGCUGGCGCGAUUUCAGUCGUGCCGCAGCUUAACCAUCGUCUACAGCGAGGAGGAUGAUGUGGGCUCCUGCGCUGCGGAGCAGCCGCAGCCGACCCCGGAGCAGGUGGCACCCCUGUGUGUCAGCACCGGCGUGGGCGUCCGCGAGCUGCGCCUCGAGAGCCGCACCAUGGGCCUUGCGGACUUGGUGGCGUGUGUGGCCACGCUGCGACUGCCCAACGUGCGCGUGCUGGAGCUUCGCACGUCGCGCCAGGAGGACAACGAUGGGCUGCGUGACAGCAGCUCGCACGCGGCACUCAGUGCCCUCCGCGCCGCCCUGCCCCUCCUGGAGGAGCUGCGGCUGCCGUACACGUCUUACUUGCUCGGGCUCGGGGCGGCUUUCAGCGGCAGCAGCCUCACCUCCGUCGGCGUGAGCAUGCCCGGCCUCCUUAGCAGGCCGCAAGUGCGCGGGCUGUUGCAGCUGCAGCAGCUGCGGAACCUCGAGGUCCUUGCAAGCCCUGGUGAACACGUCGGGGGCAGCGGCGAGAUUGGCGCACAAGUCGCUGACAGUGUCCGCGGCGGCGGCGGCGUGCCGGGCGAUGCAGAUGACGCGGCGACGCUGGCGGGGCUCCAUGUGGGUCAGGCAGAGCACCUGUGGGCCCUGCGGCUGCUGCUGACGUCACUGCCGCCGGCGCUUCAACGCGUGAAGUUUUCCAGCGGCUUCGGAAUGACGGCUGAGGUAGCUAUCCGGCUUGAGGCGGGGCAGGUGCAGUCGAUUGAGCGAGAUAGCGGCUAUGUGCAGACCUUGAAUAACUUCGCUGCUGUCCUGCUGCCGCGACUGGCGGCGAGCGGGCAGCGGCGGGUGCCAUCAAUCAAGUUGGGCAAAUUGUGGGGCAACGCCACCACCCUCAUCUCCUACCUGCAGCCGCAGCGGCCGCUGGCACGGCUGCUGCGGCUGUGUGACAGCGUGGAGUUGGAGGCGCUGAUUAUGGACGUACCUGUUGUUCCAGUCGAGGAAGAAGGGUUCACGGCAAACGAGCGAAUCCGCAUCACGUCAGCGCUGCGCGCUGUGGUGCAGGCCUUUGGAUGCUGGCCCACGCACGUGCACACCCUUGCUGGGUAUCUGGGGUGCCGGCUCGCUAUCAACGGCACGGCUGCUGCGGAGGCGCGGAGCAGCAGUGCAGCAGGCGUUGACAGGCCAGCUGCAGACGCAGCUGCAGCCUAUGCAGCCACGGCUGCUGGCGCAGCAGGCGCGUUUGUGGGCGUGACGGCAGAGCGGGUGCUAGGCAGGGCGGAGGAGCUGAUGUGGGGCAAGGCGGCGGCGCAGGACAGGCUGCCGGGUCUGCUGCUGGAAGGAAGGGCUCCGCCGGUGGAUGCUGCUGUGGGCGCUCCCAGUAGCGCUCAAGCCGCCGGGGGCUCUCGUUCGGCGGGCGAGCGCCUCCACGUCCUGCUGCGGGGCCCCGUGGUCCGGCUGCAGCUGCUGGACGGCACUUGCAGCAGUGCUGGCGGCGCUGAUGGCGAUGGCGAUGACGUAGGCGACAUUGACGGUCGAGGUGGCAGCGGUGGCGGCAGCGGGUCCAGUGGCAGCAGGACCACAUGCGCCCGCGCAGGGCUGCAGUCGUGGCUGAAAUGCCUGAUGCAGGAGCCGUGCGGCGGCGGCGGCGCCGGUGCGGGAGCAACCGGAGGCCUGCUGCCGUGGGAUGGGGAGCGCUGUGCGGCCGCCGGCUCAACCAUGAUCGUGGCGUGUGACACGCCCGAGGCUGCGCUACGCCUCGCUCGCGGCGCCGUUGCGGACGGGGGGCUGGAGGUGGUGGUGCUGCGCAACUGCACUGCCGGAAUCGUGACGUGGAUGAGGCACAUCGAUACGGCGGUUCAAGAACUGUGGGAUGACCACUACGGCAGUUCGGCCGUAGCUAGCGCAGGCGGCGGGGGCGGCGAGGGUGCUGCACUUGCAGCCGCAACUGGAGCACGCGGCGGCGCCUUGCCCCUGGCGGGCGCCGCUGCUGAGCCUCAGGAGGCGAAGGUGGCGGCGUUGGUGCGGCUGCUGGAGCUGGCGGGCCGGUCCCAAGCGGCUGUGGCAACGAACAUGACGUUGUUCCAACCCCAGGCGAAAUGGGCUGCGUGGUCAACUUAGGCGUACUGCAUGGCUGCAGGCACGAGUUUGCGGUCGCGCAUUCAGGUCUUGCAGCAAGGUGAGAUGCAUCGGGGACGAUCGGGGCGGUAUGGACGGCGGCUGCCGGUAUGCGCCGCAUCAUCACGUGUGCUCGGCGUGCCGCUUGUGCCGCUUGUGCUGCGUGUUUGUAUUCAUAUGCGCAUGACAGGCACGGCGGCGAGGUAGGAGGUUGAUGUGCCGAUCUAGUGACAUGGCCCCGUGCCCGUGGUGACGGCGGAUCGAUGGAGGCACCAAAAGGCAUCACCUUGAUGAUUGGUUCACCAUGGUCCCAACAGCCUGAGCAAUGGUUGUACCUAAGAGACAGGGAGACGCAUCUACAUGGCGAGGCUCCGGUAUUGCUGUUCCCGUAUUGCAUUAUGUAUAAUUAGCUAAUUAGCUGAAUAUCGAGUGUCCCGUAUGCCGGCACGGUGUGCCGGGCUGAUUGCCGGGGUGAAAGGCGCGGUUGCUAAUUUGGAGAGAGUUUGGGGUUUGAGGCUGCUAGGGCCUGUAACUGCGUUGUCACGUGUUGCGCUGUCACCUACCGCGGCUGCAAAGUUGUUAUGGGGGCAGCUAGCCGCGCCCAUUCCAUGGGGAUGACCGUGGCAGACGAGGGCUUUGCACCAUUGGGCGUGCUGAGCAUGCGGGCCAGCGCGCAUGCGGCAACCUGAUUUCCUCUAGCCUAUGCUUCAAUGCUAAGUGUAACAUAUUUCAAUG